Messenger RNA from Coffea arabica (coffee), 3093 nucleotides. The record is from RefSeq and is a predicted model, not a curated record. Lineage: Eukaryota; Viridiplantae; Streptophyta; Magnoliopsida; Gentianales; Rubiaceae.
AUGACAGCCUUCAUAAACGGGCUGCACAAGCAGAAGCUCUACACCGAGCUGGUGGAGAAACCUCCCAAGUCCGUUCGGGAGAUGCUAGACCGAGCCCAUGAGAAGGCCAACGCGGAGGAGGCCAACCGCCUAAAAAGUGCGCAGGAAAGACUGAGAGAUGACAAGCGCAGGAAGGGCGCCGACCAGGUAGAUGCACGGACUGGGCUGGGAAGAAAGAGCACCUAUGACCGUCCCCCCAGGAGCCGCCACCUGGGCGGAGACAAACCUUGGACUGCUCUCACAGCGCCCCGAACUCGGGUCCUCGCGGUGAUGGAGCAGGAGGGAUUGUCCCGACCUCCCCGACCCCUGGGUGGGGAUAAGAGCAGACGCGACCAGGGUCUGUACUGUGUAUAUCACCGAGAUGUGGGACAUGACACGGAAGACUGUUGUUACCUGAAGAAAGACAUUGAAAAGCUAAUAAAACGGGGGCACCUCGGUCAGUUCAUAAGAGAGGAACGGUCUGACCAACAGCGGGGGAGGCCCAGGUCAGAGCGACAGGGCUACACCCGGGAUCGACCUCAGGGGCCCCGCGGCCGAACUCCCAAGCAGGAAGUUCGAAACCUGGCCGGAGUGAUUAAUACUAUUGCUGGAGGACCUGUCGGAGGGGACAGUCACACAGCUCGGCGGCACAAUCGCCCUCCUCCUUCGGGGGAGAGCUCAAACAAGCGAUUGAAAAUGUAUGAGAAAAUUAUUUAUGGACCUGAGGAUGCAGUUCCUCUGGCCUCCAAUAAUCAUGAAGCCAUUGUGAUAGAGGUUGUCACCUGUAACUACAAGGUGAAGAAAGUAUACAUAGACAAUGGAAGUGCUAUAGAUGUGCUGUAUUACAAGACUUUCAAGGAGCUGCAGCUAGAGGAUAGGCAGCUCAUCCCGGUGCGAACUCCUCUGAUCAGGUUUGCAGGCCCUCCCAUAAGACCGGAGGGAAUGAUAACCCUCAUGGUCACAGUAGGGGCCUCCCCAAGGUGCCGGACUGUUCCGGUAAACUUUGCGGUGGUGAAAGAGCCCUCAUCAUACAACAUGAUCCUGGGACGGCCUACCCUGAAUGCCCUCCGAGCUGUUUGUUCCACUUUGCACCUCAAUAUGAAGUUCCCCACUCCGGAUGGGGUGGCAGAGGUGCUUGGAGACCCCGAAGUAGCCAGGGCAUGCUAUAUUGCCACCCUUAAAGGCAAGGAGAAGUUGGUAGCUCAAACUACUUGUUUAGAGCCUUGGGAGCCCCUGGAGAAGGGGGAAAGGUUGGAGACGGAUGAAGGGCUGACCGAGCUGCCUGUCCGACUUGACCAGCCUGAGCGCACGGUUAAGGUUGGCACCUGUCUGGGCGAUUCGAUUCGGGACUCCUUACAAUCUCUCUUAGAAGAGUACGCAGAAAUUUUUGCGUGGAGUGCGGAUGACAUGCCAGGGGUCCCGACCGAGCUAGCCGUUCACAGGUUGCAGGUGGACCCCAGUGUCCGACCUGUGAAGCAGAAAAAGAGGAGCUUUGCUCCUGAGAGAAAGGAUGUUGUCAAAGGCGAGGUGGGUAAGUUGCUGGAGGCCAAGAUCGUUAAGGAGGUCUAUUACCCGACCUGGCUAGCCAACCCGGUGCUGGUCAAGAAGGAGGAGAAGGCCUGGAGGAUGUGUGUGGAUUUCACGGACUUAAACAAGGCCUGCCCAAAGGACUGCUACCCACUUCCCCGGAUUGAUCAGCUUGUGGACUCAACAGCGGGCUAUGAGAUCUUCUGUUUCUUGGACUCCUUCAAGGGAUAUCAUCAGAUAGCUCUGGACGAGGAGGAUCAGGAGAAGACCUCAUUUAUCAUCGAAGAGGGCACGUAUUGUUAUGUUACCAUGCCGUUCGAGCUAAAGAAUGCAGGCGCGACCUAUCAAAGGUUGGUAAACAAGUUGUUCAAGAAUCAAAUCGACCGAAACCUGGAAGUUUAUGUGGAUGAUAUGUUAGUCAAAAGUCGAACUCAGGAUCAGUUCAUCUCUGACCUGAGGGAAAUUUUUGAGGUCCUCCGGAGCUCACGAAUGCGGCUAAACCCAAAGAAGUGUACCUUUGGGGUCAGAUCGGGAAAAUUCCUGGGCUAUAUGAUUUCCAAAGAAGGGGUGAGAGCUAACCCGGACAAGAUCAAGGCUAUCAUGGACAUGGCCCCACCUCGGAAUAUUAAGGAGGUGCAACGUCUGACAGGGAGGAUGGCAGCCUUGAACAGGUUCCUGUCCAAAUCAGCAGUUCGGGGGUCGCCUUUCUUCAAGGCCCUAAAAGGAGGUCGGCAGUUUAGCUGGAGUCCGAAGUGCCAGAAGGCGUUUGACGAGCUGAAGGAGCACCUCGCUCGGUUACCAGCCCUGACCUCUCCUGAGUUGGGGGAGACUCCGUUCGUCUACUUAGCUUCGGGAGAGGGGGCCAUUAGUGCAGUGCUGGUACGAGAAGAAGACAAAGUCCAGAAGCCUGUAUAUUAUGUCAGUCGCGCCCUGCAAGGGGUUGAGACAAGGUACUCAGCGAUAGAACGCUAUGUUUUGGCGCUGGUGCAUGUAGCUCGGAAGCUCAGGACGUACUUCCAGGCUCAUCCUGUGGUGGUCAUGACGGACCAGCCCCUGAAGCAGAUCCUGUCCAAGCCCGAGUCCUCGGGUCGAAUGGUGAAAUGGGCUGUGGAGCUGUCAGAAUACGACCUGGGAUAUCAGCCCCGGACGGCCAUCAAGGCUCAAGCACUGGCAGACUUCAUAGCGGAUGGUGUGUCCUUCGGGUUGAAUGAAGGGGAGACAGGCCAGACUGGACCGGAUGGAGAGGUUAAGGAUGCACAUGCCGGACGGGCAGCCAGAACCAUACAGACCCCUAAGACUACCAAGGCCGUACAGACCAGAGAGGCAGCCGAGGUCCUACGGGCCGAAGACACUGCCGAGGACGCCCAGACCAGUCAGGUAGCAGAGGGCGGGUCGGCCAGAGAAGCUGGAGAGGCCGAAUGGGUCCGAGAGGUUGCAGAGGUCGAGCAGGCCAUAGACGCAGCUGAGACCCAGCAGGUCGGAGACCCAGCCGAGGUCGCACAUCCUAAAAAGAUUGCCAAGGCCGAGCUGGCCAGAGCAACAGCCUGA